ACAACAUGGCGGACGUAGAGGAAGAAAAAUACACUUUGAAAUGAUGSCRUAAAACUCUUUYGUUUUGAAGUAAUUUCUCACCAUAAAMCAUAGAGUUUACUAUGACAUUCUCAACAAACGAGCUAUCGUCUUUGUUAAGUAUUUUAUCUGAAGAGUCACUUCUGCAGUCAUCUUUUGAGUCUAUCGCACUCCAACUACACCAUAGUUUCUCUAAAAAUGAUUAUUUCCAGCUUGGAUCGACUAUGGUCCUACUUCUUCAACAGCCGGAUUUAAUUCCUUCUACAAACCAUAGAAUUAUCCUUCUUUUYCUUCUCUAUGAAAUGUAUAAAACAGAGGCUAUUGCCUUGAAUCCUUUUGCCCCUGUUUUUGUCCAGCUUCUGACUCAGAAUMAUGAAUAUGAUAACAAUAAAACAGAGACAGAAACGUUUCCUUUAAUCAGCCAUGCAGAGAAAGCAUUUUUAUAUCAAUUGAUUAAUAACCCUUCAAGAGAUAUUUUUAAGAAAACACCAAAACAAGUUUUAUCUACUGAAUUCCCAAGAUCAGGCCAAAACUUUGAUCUCAGCAGUUUGCAGUUAGCUCUUACGGAAAGGAAUUCCCAGCUAAGUGAAUAUAGCUGUAGUGGAAUUUCUAGUAUCCUAGCGGACCCUGACCWAGACUCUAGCAUAUCAGUUGACUCUUCCACAAUAACAGAGACCAUGGUUACAGGCACUGAUCCACCAUCAAAUAACAGUCUCCGUCCAACAUACGCUAGGGUACCACCUCCUCUUUAUUCCUGUGAAGAUGAGCUUGUCUGGAUGAAUCCAUCAGGGACGGGACCGUCAAUAGAAUGGGACUGUACAAUGUGUGUCACCAAUGGAGCUGGUGGUGAGAUGCGGAGAAUGAUGGCGAAAGCUUUUAAAGGACCUCUUAUUCUUCAUCAGCAACAACAAGUUCUGGGUGAAUUAGAAAAGGACCCUAAAUUAGUGUAUCAUAUAGGAUUAUCACCAGCUAAGCUGCCUGAUUUAGUAGAAAAUAAUCCUUUAGUAGCAAUAGAAGUCCUAUUGAAGCUAAUGCAAUCAAAUCAAUUUACAGAGUAUCUAUCUGUUCUUGUCAAUAUGGAGAUGUCACUUCAUUCAAUGGAAGUUGUCAACAGACUGACCAAUACGGUGGGACUUCCUCAAGAAUUUGUUCAUCUUUAUAUAUCAAACUGUAUUUCAACUUGUGAGAAUUUUAAAGAUAAAUAUAUGCAGAACAGAUUAGUCAGAUUGGUUUGUGUGUUCUUGCAAUCCUUAAUACGAAACAAAAUCAUUGAUGUCAAGGAUUUAUUCAUUGAAGUGCAAGCAUUUUGCAUUGAGUUCAGUCGCAUCCGUGAAGCAGCAAGUCUAUUCCGAUUACUCAAAACUCUAGAUAAUGGAGAAACCAAUUCCCCACCGCCAAAAUAAUCCCAAAAGGACUGGUACUAUAUAGACUAUAUGUACUCCACUUCAAAUAAUGCUUAGAUUUUYUUGUGAUUGGGAUACCUGUGUUGAUACCACAGGUAGCCCACUGGUUAGAAAUGUCUUUAAAGUUGUACACAGAGUUAUAGUUAAAUUUCAGGAAGCCUGAAAAGGUUUUCUGUUAACAGUGUAUUAGAUAUGAAUUUAUGUAAUAAACAAUUUUACAAUUUACAACCA
Exaiptasia diaphana is the source of this 1652-nucleotide messenger RNA. Its product is annotated as CCR4-NOT transcription complex subunit 11. Bases 102 to 1421 code for a protein of 439 amino acids. The transcript is spliced from 13 exons. Gene Ontology annotation, biological process: negative regulation of translation; mRNA catabolic process. Gene Ontology annotation, cellular component: CCR4-NOT complex. NCBI's taxonomy places the organism in Eukaryota, Metazoa, Cnidaria, Anthozoa, Actiniaria, Aiptasiidae. The record is from RefSeq and is a predicted model, not a curated record.